Messenger RNA from Chlorella variabilis, 693 nucleotides. RefSeq lists its product as hypothetical. The record is from RefSeq and is a predicted model, not a curated record. The transcript is spliced from 5 exons. Lineage: Eukaryota; Viridiplantae; Chlorophyta; Trebouxiophyceae; Chlorellales; Chlorellaceae. The coding region runs from base 1 to 693 and encodes 230 amino acids.
AUGUCUCGCGUGCUGCACGCCGUGGGCAAGGCGUUGAGGGAGACGGGCCUGGCGCUGGACCGUGCAGGCGCUACCUUGCAGGGCUCAUUCGCUUUCAGGGAGGAACUGAGCCGGCACCGCUCGCUGGCUCCGCUCGGCGGCAAGAGCCCCAGCCUGGGGCUUGACGUGUUUGUGGCGCCCAGCGCAGCAGUCAUCGGCGAUGUGAAGCUGGGGGACAAUGCCUCCGUGUUCUACGGCAGCGUCAUCAGGGCCGACAGCGGCAGCAUCUCCAUUGGCGACAAGAGCAACGUGCAGGACGGGUGCGUCAUCCGCACUGCCAGCGCCUUCCUGUCGGGCCACUCGGCAGACACCACGAUUGGCCGCAUGGUGACGAUAGGGCACCAGGCCAGCUUGCACGGCUGCACCGUGGGUGACCGCGCGCUGAUUGGCAUGAACUCCACGCUGCUGGAGGGCUGCUCGGUGGAGGACGGAGCCAUGGUGGCGGCCGGAGCUGUGGUGGCACCAGGCACCGUCGUCAAGGCUGGGGAGAUCUGGGGAGGCAACCCGGCGGUGUUCCUGCGCAAGCUGAAGCCCGAGGAGGGCAAGUUCCUGCCAGAGUCUGCCAACCACUAUGCCAGGCUGGCGGCGGAGCACGCGGCGGAAACCACCAAGAGCCUUGAGCAGAUUGCGGCAGACAAGGGGCUCGUGGCGUGA